Messenger RNA from Ilex paraguariensis (yerba mate), 493 nucleotides. The record is from the annotation of a GenBank genome assembly. NCBI's taxonomy places the organism in Eukaryota, Viridiplantae, Streptophyta, Magnoliopsida, Aquifoliales, Aquifoliaceae.
AUGAUGCCAUUCACCGACGUUGAUGUGUUUUACCAUAAUCGCACGAAAGUUGAGUUUGGCUUAGAUAAUCAUGUUAGAGAUGAAGUCAAGGGCCUCUCAAGCCUAAGGAGGAUUUCUAAGGAUGAACUCUUUGGUCAAUUAUUUGAUGCACUUGAAAAAAUCCACUAUUUUAAGAGUACAUCUGAUGGAAAUGACGACCAGGUUCAGCUGGAUAGGGCAACAAAUUUAUUUCAUAAUGCUCUAGAGAUAGAGGAAGUGCACGAAGGGUUCCAUCUCAUCAGUCAGGUUCUCAGUCAUCAAGUACUCCAGAAUCUUCUCCAGCUUGAGACAAGGGGAUUCCCUUUCACCUUUUCUCUUUCUCAGUGUGAUGGAGGCGAUAAGCUGAUGUCCUCAGGAGCUGACUCUGGUGUAUUGAUAAGGAGUUUUAGGGUGGGUGAGAAAUUGAAUGAGAGCAAAAGUGGAGGGGUUCUAAGUGCUUGGCACUGGCCAUGCU